GCCGGGCGCCGCAGACCCGGGCCCCUGCGCUCGUCGGGGCCGCGAGCUCUGGCCAUGUCCUGGCGGCGCACGGCGCUGGCGGCGACGCAGCUGUUCCGGAGCGGGCGCGGCGCGGCGCGGAGCCUCGCCGGGGAGGCGGGAGCCGGGAUGGGAAGCAGCAUAUCGUCCUCCUUGGAGAAGUCAGCAGCUGCUCCCGUGAACCAGAUCCAGGAAACAAUUUCUGAUAACUGCGUGGUGAUUUUCUCGAAAACAACCUGUUCUUACUGUACAAUGGCCAAGAAGCUUUUCCGAGACAUGAAUGUUAACUGUAAAGUGGUGGAGCUGGACACGCUCGAGUCCGGAAGCCAGCUUCAAGAUGCCCUCUACAGGAUGACCGGUGAAAGGACAGUUCCAAGAAUAUUUGUCAACGGAACUUUUAUUGGAGGUGCAACUGACACUCAUAGACUUCACAAAGAAGGGAAAUUGCUGCCGCUAGUCCAUCAGUGUUAUUUAAAAAAAAAGUAAGAGGAAAGAAUUUCAGCCAUGCGCUCUUACUUUUGUUAGUAAAAUAUGUUAUUUAACAUGAUUGUACCUAAUCAUGCUUUUUAAAUGUCUGAGGGUGUUUUAAAUAUGCAGGUUAUCUUCAUGAAGAGUAAAAAUAAUGAACAAUAAAUUGCCCUGGAAGCCUCA
Molecule: messenger RNA, 669 nt
Organism: Lepus europaeus (European hare)
Lineage: Eukaryota; Metazoa; Chordata; Mammalia; Lagomorpha; Leporidae
Gene: GLRX2
Product: glutaredoxin 2
Exons: 4
Coding region: 55-504 (149 amino acids)
Source: RefSeq, a predicted model, not a curated record